UGCAUCGCCGCGCCUACUGAGCCGUGGAGGUUUGAGAGACUUGAAGGACCAGUAAACGUUUGAAAGGACAAUGGCAAGUCUAAUAAGGCCUAGAUAUAAUCCCAUAGGGCACUAGAAGGGAAGAUUUCCGACGGAGCUCAACGCUCCUUAAUUAUGGACUUCUGUGAGGUGCACGAGUUUGUUGCAAGGUUCGCAACGCCCGAGGGCGUGUUUAUCACGUGGCCCUCUCCAGGGGAAUUGCCGUCUUCGCGUUUUAAUUUCAGCCCCGAACCCUACAUCUUUGCGCUCUUGCGAUAUGUCCCUGUUCACGGGUUGGGGAGUGAUCAUAUAUGUUCCACUAUUGUUGACAAAUGCGGUUGCGAUUCUAAACGAGGAACGGUUUUUGGCACCCAUUGGAUGGUCGACUGUCCAACAGCCGGUAGCUACAUAUGAUCAAGGAGGCUUUGGAGACCCUCAGGGUGAUACUAUCAAAGCUCGACUGAUAGCAUUGAUAAGUGCUGUCAGAACACUACUACGAUUCCCUUUAAUACUGGCAAAUAUCCUCAUCAUUAUCUGGGAACUCCUAUUCGGGUGAAGGGGAUGUUUUAGACGCUUGUCUGCAUUUUGUUUGAUAGGACUGCCUUCCGACAGAGGACGGAGAGCAAUUUUCAAACACCUCCAUUAUCCUUAUUUGGUUGUAUCAAUAUCAUGGACAUGGCCUGUUGGCUAUUAAUAACAAGCACGCUCGCAGGAU
This is a messenger RNA of Cantharellus anzutake, 733 nucleotides long. Its product is annotated as Yos1-like protein. The record is from RefSeq and is a predicted model, not a curated record. Gene Ontology annotation, cellular component: Golgi membrane; COPII-coated ER to Golgi transport vesicle; endoplasmic reticulum membrane. Gene Ontology annotation, biological process: endoplasmic reticulum to Golgi vesicle-mediated transport. Lineage: Eukaryota; Fungi; Basidiomycota; Agaricomycetes; Cantharellales; Hydnaceae. The coding region runs from base 296 to 574 and encodes 92 amino acids. The transcript is spliced from 4 exons.